AUGACAGUCGAGGAGGAUAGCAAAACGGUCCCUGAUAACGAGGAAACCAAGGCAGCGGCUGCUGUGUCAGCGAAGUCGGGAUCGUCGACCUCGCUGUCGGUUACGGGCCGCCGAGGGCAGUACAAGGACAUUGACAGUACCUUUGACACUACUGAGGACCCACGUUAUUACAAACCCAUCCCGGACUAUGAGGGGAUUCACAGAUGGGAUCCCGAGUUUGAAUGGACAGAAGAGGAAGAGAAGAAGGUUGUCAGAAAGAUUGACCUCCGAGUUUGCACAUUUGCCUGCAUGACCUUCUUCGCCCUCCAGCUGGAUCGAGGAAAUAUCGUCCAAGCUAAUUCAGACAAUAUGCUGACCGACCUCGGCAUGACCACAAAUGACUAUAACACUGGCCAGACCAUAUUUUACUUGACCUUCCUGUUUGCCGAGCUUCCAUCACAACUUAUUUCUAAGUGGGUCGGGCCGGAUCGUUGGAUUCCUGUGCAGAUGGUUUGCUGGAGUCUUAUCGCGUCUUGCCAAGCUUUUGUCAAGGGUAGAUCAGGAUUCUUUGCGUGCAGAGCUAUGUUGGGUCUUUUUGAGGGUGGUUUCAUUCCUGAUACGAUCCUAUUUCUUUCGUUCUGGUAUAAAUCCAAAGAACUCCCGAGUCGCCUGAGCUGGUUUUGGGUCUCUUAUGAAGCCACUGCAAUUGUGGGUGCAUUUCUGGCAUUCGGCUUUCUGCACAUCCGAGGCCCUGACGGCGGCGGUGGCUGGCGGUACUUGUUUGCCUACGAGGGUUUGAUCACCGGCGUUAUUGGCAUCGUCGCCGCAUUUUGGAUGCCCGCCUCUCCCACACAGACUGCCGGACGGUUCCGUGGAAAAGGAUGGUUCACUGAGCACGAAGAAAAGAUCAUGGUCAACCGGGUGAUCCGGGAUGACCCCAGCAAGGGUGGCAUGCACAAUCGUCAGGCCGUCACUCCCAAAAUGCUGUGGCAUGCGCUAUGUGACUAUGACAUGUGGGUUAUCUACCUGUUGGGAUUGACAUGGAUGGUCCCGACUGUUCCCGCAACGAGCUACAUUACUUUGGAACUGAAGGCGCUUGGCUUCUCGACCUUCCAAACGAGCCUUCUUACGAUACCCGCCUAUGUUCUCUUCAUCGUAAACUUGCUUUUCUGGACAUGGGUUUCAGAGCGGUUCAACCAACGCCUGCUUCUCGGUGCAGUUGCCGAGCUCUGGGUUCUGGCGGCUUUGAUUGGCCUGGAGGUCAUGCCAGACAGUGCCAGUGCCUGGUCUCGCUGGGCGUGUAUUUCACUCGUGAUCAGCAUGCCGUAUAUCCAUGCCGUCGUGGUGGCGAUCACCUCACGGAACGCAGGCACGGUUCGGACGAGAACUGUUGCAACUGCGUUGUACAACAUGGCGGUACAAGCCAGCAACAUCAUCGGCAACAACAUUUACCGCACCAACGACAAGCCUUAUUACCACGUUGGGAACAAGGUUCUCAUUGGCCUUUCAGUAUGGAGCAUGGCGUUGUUUGUUUUUUCGAAAUUCUACUAUAUCUGGCGAAACAAGAAAAAUGCCGCCAUCUGGGAUAACAUGUCGAGCGAAGAGAGGGAACGAUACGUGGUCGAGAACAAAGAUCUUGGGAACAAGAGGGUCGAUUUCCGAUUUGCGCACUAA
Molecule: messenger RNA, 1653 nt
Organism: Penicillium lagena
Lineage: Eukaryota; Fungi; Ascomycota; Eurotiomycetes; Eurotiales; Aspergillaceae
Product: putative transporter
Exons: 6
Coding region: 1-1653 (550 amino acids)
Biological process (GO): transmembrane transport
Cellular component (GO): membrane
Molecular function (GO): sulfate transmembrane transporter activity
Source: RefSeq, a predicted model, not a curated record